Laccaria bicolor S238N-H82 is the source of this 1503-nucleotide messenger RNA. RefSeq lists its product as uncharacterized. The transcript is spliced from 3 exons. NCBI's taxonomy places the organism in Eukaryota, Fungi, Basidiomycota, Agaricomycetes, Agaricales, Hydnangiaceae. The record is from RefSeq and is a predicted model, not a curated record. The coding region runs from base 1 to 1503 and encodes 500 amino acids.
AUGCCCAUUUGUAUCUGUGAUCACCACUCGAAGGUUCAAGGAGGGUCAUCUCAUUGUUCUCCUCUUGUGGCUGGAAGUGGCCUAUUUCUCAAGGCAGAGCUAUAUAGCUGCAGUUUUACGAGGGCUCUACGCGGCGAAAUCAUCGUGACCGCUCAGGGGUCGGCGGCAGGCGACAACGACAAGCCGGCCUCUUCUGAUUAUGCCUACCAUCCCAUUCCUCCUUGCGCACCCCCUCGCAAGUCUCCACCUGGCUCUAUUGAAACAGGUAUCACAACUACCGAAGAAACGCCCAUGACCCAAGUUUCGCAUGGACCUGAUCGCGGUUAUGGCACUAUCGAGGAACAAGCAACUUACCUCCGAGAGGAGCUUGAACGACACAAACUCGAGGCCGGAGACAAAUUUGGAAGAACCACUUUUUUGGACACCGCGACCAAGGAACAGCUGGAGAAGUUCUUUGCGGAUACCAAUCACUUUACGUGGAAUCCGAAGAACCGGUGGAACGGCAUUCCAGAGGUGCCAACGUCCGAAAAAAAACUCUACCACCCUUAUGUGGCCAUUAUCAGCGGCAUUCUGUCCUAUUUUGAAAUUUCUGCACGCCAGAUGAUCGCACCUGCGGCGACGCUGGGCCCUGUCCAAGGGGCGCAAGCUGCGACAUUGAAUAUGUCACGCGAUGCACUUAUUCCAGGAUCUGGCCUUGCUGAAGGAACUGCACCCCAUGACAUGUUUGCCACAAAGCUCAGCGAUAACAUAUGGGUCGACAAUAUUACAUUGGACACGUUCGACGUACUCAUCUCAGGAUCUGGUUUGGUAGAAGACACCACACCCCACGACACACAUGCGACGAAACUCAGUCAUAUCGACAGUACGACACUGAGCACAUCUCCCGACAUACUUAUUUCAGGAUCUGGUGUCGGUUUUUGGCCGAACAGCAAACUGGUUCAAUCAUUGAACCUGUCAUCGAAAGCUUCAAAAAAAUCAACUUAUAGAGGAUGUGCUAGCCCCCUCGAAAUUAAAACCGAGAAGACUUAUUCGUUCUGGGAUAACCUCAUUCAAAUUGCUGUAUACGCCCGACAAUGCUUUAUUCAACAGGAGAGUCGGUUUUUCGUUUAUUCUGCCAUCCUGACCGAAACUUUCAUCCAACUCUUCCAAUUUGAUCGCGCUGGUGUGAUGUACUCACAACAUUCACCGCCAUCCUCGCCAUUUUAUUCUCGUUAUCCUCGCCCUCGCAUCCCCAGACCCCGCAGCCCUUGGCUUGGAUACAAGCAUACAGUGGUGUGGCGGCAAGCGAUACCUGACUAUGCCAACGCGCGGAGAAUGAGCUUGUACGUUAUGAGAUUGAAAAUCUCAAGGCAUGCUUCCUUCGUCGUGCGAUCCGUGGUCGAGGAACGUGCUGCUGGAAUCUCAUCGAUCCCAAAACUGGUGAUAAAUACCUGGCUAAGGAUUGCUGGCGGUCCGUUGACCGUACUCCCGAGUGGGAGCUUCUGGAAAUGGCCAAAGGACUAG